Messenger RNA from Dromiciops gliroides (monito del monte), 993 nucleotides. It is a transcript of the gene IL12B, whose product is annotated as interleukin 12B. NCBI's taxonomy places the organism in Eukaryota, Metazoa, Chordata, Mammalia, Microbiotheria, Microbiotheriidae. Gene Ontology annotation, cellular component: membrane; external side of plasma membrane. Gene Ontology annotation, biological process: cytokine-mediated signaling pathway; immunoglobulin mediated immune response. The record is from RefSeq and is a predicted model, not a curated record. Bases 1 to 993 code for a protein of 330 amino acids. Gene Ontology annotation, molecular function: cytokine receptor activity; protein binding. The transcript is spliced from 6 exons.
AUGCAUCAUCAGCAACUGGUCAUCUCCCUCUUUUCUUUGCUAUUGUUGGCAACUCCUCUCAGGGCCCUAUGGGAACUGGAAAAAAAUGUUUAUGUUGUCGAGGUAAACUGGCAUCCUGAUGCUCCAGCAGAAACAGUGGUGCUCACCUGUGAUUCACCUGAAGAAGAAAACACCAUUACCUGGACCUCAAAUAACAAUGGCCAGAUCUUAGGAACAGGCAACACCUUGACUGUCCAAGUGAGGGAGUUUACAGAUGCUGGCACCUACAUUUGUCAGAAAGGAGCAAAGGUGCUGAGCCGCAAGUUAUUGUUAAUCCGAGUAAUAGAAGAGGAGAUCUGGUCCACUGAUAUUGUAAAAGAACAGAAAGAACCCAAACCCAAGACCUAUCUGAGGUGUGAGGCCAAGAAUUAUUCUGGGACUUUCACCUGUUCCUGGCUUACAGACAGCAGUCCUGACUUAAAAUUCUCUGUUAGAAGCAGCAAAGGCUCUUCAGAUCCCCGAGGGGUAACGUGUGGGCCUGCCGUGCUCUCUAAAGAAAAAGUCAAAAUAGACAACAAGGAAUACCAAAAAUAUACAGCAGACUGCCAAGAGGUCAGCGCCUGCCCAUCUGCUGAAGAAAACCAGCCAAUCGAAGUUGUCCUAGACGCGAUUCAUAAACACAAAUAUGAAAAAUACACCAGCAGUUUCUUCAUAAGAGAUAUCAUCAAACCAGACCCACCCAGGAACCUUCAUGUCAAACUCUUGAAGUCUGGCAUUAUGGAGUUAAGAUGGGAGUAUCCUGAGACCUGGAGUACACCACAUUCCUAUUUCCCACUGAAUUUCAGCGUUCACGUUUACGGCAGAGGCAAGAAAGAAAAGAUCCAGAAUAGCUUCACCACAGAAGCAACUUCUGCUCAAGUUGAAUGCCAGAAGGGGAAGAAGUUUUUGGUGCAGGCCAGGGAUCGCUACUAUAAUUCAUUCUGGAGCAAAUGGGCAUCUGUGUCCUGUGAGUAG